This is a messenger RNA of Phragmites australis (common reed), 2662 nucleotides long. Its product is annotated as silicon efflux transporter LSI2-like. Bases 719 to 2389 code for a protein of 556 amino acids. The transcript is spliced from 4 exons. The record is from RefSeq and is a predicted model, not a curated record. Gene Ontology annotation, cellular component: membrane. NCBI's taxonomy places the organism in Eukaryota, Viridiplantae, Streptophyta, Magnoliopsida, Poales, Poaceae. Gene Ontology annotation, biological process: transmembrane transport.
UAGCAAUCUUCUGACGUAAUAUAAUAACUCACAAUCUAGAAAAUAGGAGAUCCACCCGUGUGCGCAUAGUAAAAUGCCAUCCUGGGAGCCCCACCUGUGUGUGGGCCCAACCCGAGUCGCCUCGUCAUCAUGAAAGCUGAGGCCCGCCCCUUCACGGUGGCCAUGGCACCUAUUUAGCUGCCCCCACUUCAUGUCUCCUCCACCACUCGGCUACUGCUUCAGUUUCCACCAAUCCACCACCUCGUCUCCCUCGCUCGCUCUUGCCACAGCACUGUGGAGUAACUAUCCGGCCCGCCCCUACUCCGAGGAUACACCGUGAGUAGGCGUGGUGGUGCUUGAAACCAAUAUAUGUCCCCCGUUUUCAUGCAGUCUAACACCGUUUCUUGCUUACUCGUUUUAGUUUAAGGGAUCAAGAAACUAUUUUUAUAGAGGAUCUUUGCACAUCUCUUCGCUUUCCUUUACUUUUUGCUAAAGUACCUCCUUUUAACUUUUGGAUUAAUGUACAAUCUUUGUUUCUUUGCUCCAAUUUCGCAGGAUCUUGAGUUAAAUUGGGAAUGGGGGUGGUUGAUUCCAACAGGAUCUUUCUUGUGAGCAUAGUCUGACCGGCCUUGGUAUUUGGGGUUUUUUCUGUACUCUUUUUACUUUGUGAGUUGUGACAGGUUCUUGAAGUGCAAUUGUUAGAGUUUUAGUUGUAGAGGAAGAGAGAAAAAUUGCUAAUAUGGCGUUGGCAGGGACCUCCAAAGUAGUGCUGGGAUGUGUCGCCUUUGGGAUUUUCUGGGUGAUGGCCGUCUUCCCCACCGUCCCGUUCAUGCCCGUUGGACGGACGGCUGGGUCCCUCCUUGGUGCUAUGCUAAUGGUCCUGUUCCGGGUCAUAUCACCGGAGGACGCAUAUGCUGCAAUUGACCUGCCGAUCAUCGGCCUGCUCUUCGGGACAAUGGUUGUCAGCAUCUUCCUUGAGAGGGCUGACAUGUUUAAGUACCUCGGGAACCUGCUCUCAUGGAAGAGCAGAGGUAGCAAGGACCUGCUCUUCCGAGUUUGCAUCGUGUCCGCGUUUGCGAGCGCGCUUUUCACCAACGACACAUGCUGUGUUGUGCUCACUGAAUUCAUCCUCAAGGUUGCGAGGCAGAACAACCUGCCACCGCAACCUUUCCUCCUGGCCCUUGCUACCAGUUCAAACAUCGGCUCCGCUGCGACGCCGAUCGGUAACCCUCAGAACCUUGUCAUAGCUGUGGAGAGUGGGAUUUCAUUUGGUCAGUUCUUGCUAGGGAUUUUCCCAGCAAUGAUUGUCGGGGUUCUGACAAAUGCUGCUAUCCUCCUUUUGUACUUCUGGAAAUACUUGUCUGUGGAGAAGGAUCAGGAGGGUGGGCAACCUACAGGACCAGAAGUGGUUGCCGACGAUGAGGUUACUUCACAUCGGUUCACACCGGCUAGGAUGUCACAUGUUUCCUCUCUGAAUCCAGAUGAUGUGGAUUGCAUCAGUGAACCAAUCAUCAGGAGCAACAGUGUGAGGUCCAGUGUGAAUGAGAACCUGAGAAGCAGAAGCAUCAGUUCUGAGGCCGACAUUCAACUUGCAAUCAAGUCUCUGCGGGCAUCGAGCAUGUCGCAUGAGAUGGUAGAGGUCUCGACGCUUCCUGAUAGGAGAGAUGAAGGUGCAUCCUCAAGGAAGUUCACAAGAACUGCUAGCCAGCAACGGAGUGUGAUAAUAGAGGAUUUGCCACCCUCCCUAGACACAAAUGUGGAAAAGGAGAAAGAACCUGAAGUUGCAGAGAAGAGAUGGAAAGUACUUGUGUGGAAAACAGCUGUUUAUCUUAUAACUCUAGGUAUGCUCAUUGCACUUCUAAUGGGGCUUAAUAUGUCCUGGACUGCAAUCACUGCGGCUCUAGUUCUUCUGGCACUUGAUUUUACAGACGCACAGGCUUGUCUUGAGAAGGUGUCAUACUCAUUGCUGAUAUUUUUUUGCGGGAUGUUUAUCACGGUUGAUGGCUUCAACAAAACUGGCAUACCGAACACACUAUGGGAGUUAGUGGAACCAUAUUCACGAAUUGAUAGUGCCAAAGGUGUUUCACUUCUUGCGGUGGUGAUUCUUAUCCUUUCAAAUGUGGCCUCAAAUGUUCCCACAGUCUUGUUGCUCGGCACAAGAGUGGCUGCAUCAGCUGCUGCAAUUUCUCAUGAUUCAGAGAGGAAGGCCUGGCUCAUACUUGCAUGGGUCAGCACCGUGGCUGGGAACCUCACCCUCCUAGGUUCUGCCGCAAAUCUGAUUGUCUGCGAGCAGGCCAGACGAGCUCAGUUCUUCGGCUACAACCUCACCUUCUGGAACCACCUCCGAUUUGGGGUCCCGUCGACCAUCGUCGUCACGGCGAUCGGGCUGCUCAUCGUCGUCAGUUACUGAAGCAACUGAAGGCAGAAGAUAGUGUACAAGAAGCUGAAUGACGAAUCCUUCCAAUAAGAAAGUACAUGUAAAAUAGGCUUGUUAUGUAACUCUUGUGUGUAUGAGUGUAUGUAUGUCUCCGUCUGUGAUCUUGCUCAUUUGUUGCUCCUAAGCGGACCGUGAGCAGGUCGCCGAUGGCUGAUGAUGUAGCCUGCAUUUUCAGUUCUGAACGGAGGUUGCAAAUAGGGUUAAUGAAUAAUGCUAUGCUGGUCUAUUUGCAGUUUUGAUGUUUCA